Molecule: messenger RNA, 1412 nt
Organism: Erigeron canadensis
Lineage: Eukaryota; Viridiplantae; Streptophyta; Magnoliopsida; Asterales; Asteraceae
Product: glutamine synthetase nodule isozyme-like
Exons: 12
Coding region: 79-1143 (354 amino acids)
Cellular component (GO): cytoplasm
Molecular function (GO): glutamine synthetase activity
Source: RefSeq, a predicted model, not a curated record
CUAAACUUCAUUGUAUUCCUAUCUCUAUCUCCUCUGUAAACAUAUAUAGAGUGAGAAGUGAAUUAUUAUUUUUCCAUAAUGGCUCUUCUUAAUGAUUUGAUCAAUCUUGAUCUCACAUAUUCCACCAAGAAGAUUAUUGCGGAAUAUAUUUGGAUUGGUGGAUCUGGUAUGGACAUACGCAGCAAAGCAAGGACUCUUCCUAUACCAGUGACUGAUCCAAAGAAGUUGCCUAAAUGGAAUUACGAUGGUUCGAGCACUGGACAAGCCCCAGGCGAGGAUAGUGAGGUUAUCCUUUACCCUCAAGCUAUUUUUAGGGAUCCAUUUCGGCGUGGAGAUAAUAUCUUGGUAAUCUGUGAUGCAUACACUCCUGCUGGCGAGCCAAUUCCCACAAACAAGAGGCAUGCUGCUGCCAAAAUCUUCAGCAACCCUGCUGUUGAGAAGGAAGUCCCAUGGUAUGGGCUCGAGCAAGAAUAUACCUUGUUGCAGAAGAAUGCUAACUGGCCGUUAGGCUGGCCUCAAGGAGGCUUCCCUGGACCUCAAGGGCCAUAUUACUGUGGUAUUGGGGCGGACAAGGCUUUUGGGCGUGAUAUUGUUGAUGCUCACUAUAAAGCUUGUCUUUAUGCCGGUAUUAACAUUAGUGGCAUUAAUGGUGAGGUUAUGCCUGGACAGUGGGAAUUUCAAGUAGGACCUACAGUUGGUAUUGCUUCUGGUGAUGAAUUGUGGUGUGCUCGUUACAUUCUUGAGAGGAUCACUGAGAUUGCUGGGGUGGUGGUUUCAUUUGACCCCAAACCUAUUCCCGGCGACUGGAACGGUGCUGGUGCUCACACUAACUACAGCACAAAAUCGAUGAGAGAAGAUGGAGGAUAUGAAAUCAUCAAGAAAGCUAUUGAAAAGUUGGCUUCCAGACACAAGGAGCACAUUGCCGCUUAUGGCGAAGGCAAUGAACGUAGGCUCACUGGUAAACAUGAGACCGCAGACAUCAACACAUUCAAAUGGGGGGUCGCAAACCGUGGUGCAUCAAUUCGUGUCGGACGUGACACCGAGAAAGACGGAAAGGGGUAUUUUGAGGACCGUAGGCCCGCAUCUAACAUGGAUCCCUACGUUGUUACCUCAAUGAUUGCCGAGACCACGAUCCUGCUUUAAAAGGCAGUUAGACCGGUAUCAAAUUAUCAAUGUGGAGCCAUUAUUUGGCUAGAUUUAAAAUUAGAGAUUAAAAACAAUCCUAAUUAUUAUUCUUCAAAGUACGUGGUAGUUUGUGGUAUUUUCUUACUCUGUUCUUUAGCUUAAUUAUGGAUUUCUAUUCUUGGCAGCAAUUGAAGUAUGCUACACACUUUGUUGAUGUUAUCUCCCACUGCUAAUAAAGUGAUAUUAUCUAAUAACAAUAUGAAGGAAUGGUUUUUAAUCAUUUGUCA